UGCGCAUCCCAUGGUGCCCCGCGGUAGUUUCAAGAUGGCGGCAGGUUGAAGAGCUGUCAGGCCGCGCCAGACUCCUACAGCCUCCAUCAUGACCAGAUCACACCAGAUGGGAAGGUAGCUCCGACCUUUGCCCUGUCUUCCUCUUCGCACAUCUCUGUACCACUGUACCGUCUGUAGGACACCAACAUGGCCGACACCAAGGCUCCGCCAGAGAAGUACGUCUGUACGCUCAGUCCCGAGCUCCAGAAGAAGGCGGAAACCGAACUGAACGAGAAAUCGGCGUGGAGGGACCGCGAUAUCCAAGCUCUGCGGGACAUGAUCAAUGCCCGUCCCGACAUCAACUCCCGCACAGACGACGGCUUCCUGCUACGCUUCCUACGUGCGAGAAAGUUCGACUACGACCGUGCCUUUAAACUGUUAGAAAACUACUACCAAGCUAGGGCCAACACUCCUGAGAUCUUUGAGAAGUUUCUACCAUCAGCAAUAACCCACGUGCUGGACAAGGCUAUUGUCACAGUACUGCCAGGCAGGGACAAGGAAGGGAGGAAGCUAGUCGUCUUCAGGCCAGGAAAGUGGGACCCAGCAGCCUGGCCCAUCUAUGACAAUGCCAGAACCCUCAUUAUGUCCUUGGAGAAAAUCAUUGAGGAUGAAGAGACACAAGUCAAUGGACUUAUGAUGAUCAUGGAAGUGUCCGGCCUUACAGCAAACCACGCCUACCACAUAGGGCCGAGGUACGCCAGCACAAUGACCAACAUCAUUCAGGAGGCCUUCCCAGCUAGAAUUAAGGGCAUGCACUUUGUGAACGAGUCACCAAUUUUCGACGGCAUCUUUGCUGUCCUGCGACCCUUCAUGAAGGAGAAAUUGAAGCAAAGGAUAAGGAUGCACGGUACUGUGUUUGAGACCCUACAUGAGCACACAGGCACGGAGAUCCUCCCCACAGAACUAGGCGGAGAUGCGGGGCCUCUGGAGGAGAUGUCCAAAGAGUGGAAGGAGAAGCUACAGAGCUUUGAAGACACCAUGGUGAUGAGCAACAAGUUUGGCAUGGUGCAGAUGGGCGAGCUAGGUGUAGGCCAAGGCAGGCAGGACAGCUGUAUGAAGCAGUGGCUGAGAUCCUCCUUUUUCUACUGGAAAUGUGGAUGAGUCUGUGCUAUUUCUUACUUUCAUUGUCUUCUUUGGGCCAAUUUACACGAGGCAAAAAAUCCUACGACAGAUUUUUUUUAGCCAUUAUGACAAGUUUGAACUGAAAUGGCCAACACAAAAAAUUGGACUUUCCCAAAUUUUCGACUGUACAACUUUAAGUACAGUCUUUGUCUAAGAACGAUCAAUCCACUGCUUCCGUGACGUCAUGCAGGUAACACACGUGAGGCCUCAAGCAGUGGAUCGUAGGUUGCAUAAAGUCAGUGGGUCAGGGCAUUACAACAGUCCCUCAACAGAGACAGGGGGCGCCACAGACUUUCUGCAACCUAUGAUCCACGGAGUCACGUGUGUUAUCUGCGUGACAUCACGGAAGCGGUGGAUUGCUCAUAAAGACUUCUACAUGCACCAACACAGGUGAACUUCCAAGAUAAGAUUUUAUGUGCGAAAAUCUGUCCCAUGACAUACAGUGCUCUGUGGCGAUCACAGUAGGACAAAUGAUUUUUUUGCCCUGUGGAAACUGGCCCUAACUAUUGCAGUAUCCCGCUGUACCAUAGCUAGGUAUUUUACACACUAAAAUAGCAAGCAUUAAGUUAAGUAUUACCUAUUAUCACUCUGCAAGAUAAAGGAUUUAUAGUGGCUGUCACAUAAUACUGUGUUUUUUUAGCAUUCACACAAUGUGGCAUAAUUAUGUUAUCCAAGUCUGGGCAAGAAUGUUGGAGGAAAAAUUAUUUUCCCUUGAAUGUAUACAAAGAAGGAUGUAAUUUUUGACAAUGAUAGCUCUUGUACGGCUUGUAUGUACAGUUAGUGUCUAGCAUUGAACAAUUCUAAGGACACUAUGCCAAAGAUAUGGGUGAUUCCUGCAACAAGUCAGAACUAGAGACAAAAAAGUGUCCCUACUUUAACAGAAAUCAUCAUAUCUGAAAACUUCUGCACAAAAUGUUGCUUCAGACUCGCAAGCUUUAUAAAAUCAUGGGGUCUGUUUCAUAAUGAAUCAACUGACAAAAAGUUGUAUAAAAAACGACUGUCUCAAGGUUUGUAUCUUUCAGCAAAUAUAAUUCUUUUGACAUUGAAUUAUACAAAAGGUAUACAUGUAUAUAUUAUUUAUUUAUUAUAAAUAUGUCCCAAACUUACGACACUCUUGAUAGAGCCGUCACCCCACCCUAAGAAAGCUUCCACUCACCUCCAUAUAUUCUUACUGGUAGAUUAUUUUAUAUAUUUGUUUUUUUAAUGGGAGUCAAAUUGUGAGAAAAAAUUGUUUCUUACUCAGUUACAAUUAUGAUUGCUCAAAUCAUACUAUCAAAGGGAUCCUGACAAGUUAACAAAAGUCAUGAUUGAGUGCUCUACAAGAAUCACAGUUUAGCUAGAAAUGAAAUUUUGUCAUACAAUUGCAUGCAGUCUUAGUGCCAUGGGUGUCCUGCAAUACUAACCUGUACAUGUUGCGCUAAUAUUUUUCGAUGCCAUGGCAGAUUUUGGCCAUAUUGGGGAAAACUGUGUGUAAAGUGGACAGAAUGUGUGACAAGCACCCCAACAGGGGUUUGCAAAAGCUGUCUUCAAAUCCAAUUGCAACUUGGUCUCUCUAUCUUGGUAAUUCUCUCACAACAUGAACAAAACAAUGAGAUUAAAGAAAUGGCGAGAUUCUGCAGGGGAAUCCUGGUCGACUUUCUUGGUACUGCAGUGAAACUUUUGCCAUGAAAAUGCUCCUUUGCAGGUAUUUUGGCUCGGCAGACUUUAUUGCCUGAAUGUGUAAGAAAAAGUUAGUGCUAUGUAUAGACAUGGGCCUCUGCUUAUCAGGUGCAAUACAGUAUCAUUAAUCAAAAAAUUAAUGUAAACUGUUUUGUAAAAAUUCUACAUGGCAUGUAAGUGAGAGGUUAAGGAAUCAUCUAUAUGCCCGCUGCAUUUUUUAUCAGUGCUGUAUAUAUAGUAUGAUGAUGUGUAUGAAAAUGCUUUGUGUAAAUGUACUGCAUUGAUGCAUACAUGCAUGUACAUGUACAUGUACCAAGUCUCUCAGCUUACUGUAUUUUUGAAGCAGCAGCUUUGAAAGACAAUUACUCAAUUAUGACAAGUCCAAUCCGUACCAUCAAAUAUAUAAGCUGUAUAUAUUUGCUAGUAGUUACAAAAUUUUGUAUCUGCAAAAGCCAAUGUCAUGUACAUAAUAUGCAAUUAUUGUAAUAUCCAAAUGAAAAACUUUUGUACAUUUCAUGUCUUCGACUUGAGUCUUGUAAUGCUGAUCUGACAACUUUGCAAUUUCAUACAUUUUUGUUAUAUGCUACAUGUAUAAUAUGGGAAGGGUGGUAUGGGUAUUUAAGCUGAAUUGUGUGUGUACUCUUGAAUCCUAUUAUACAAUUAUUACUCCUUCUUAUCAUGUUCUGAACUACAAGAAAAAAGAAGGAAAUUUUAUACUGUUAAGAUUUGGGUGGUCUUUGCAAGCUACAAUGUAUCUCUUCACAAAAUUUAAAAGCUCAGUUCUCUUUCUAAUUGCGUUAGAAACCGCGUACUUUUGUUAGAGAUAUGGACUUUCCAAUGAUGAAAGAAAAGUUGAAUAUGGCUAUUGGUUUGGGAGUCUGCACUUAAGAUCUACUCUCCAAGCAGAGGUUUUGGUUUUGGCUUAUUUUUGGCGUGUUUU
Branchiostoma belcheri (Belcher's lancelet) is the source of this 3760-nucleotide messenger RNA. Its product is annotated as alpha-tocopherol transfer protein-like. The record is from RefSeq and is a predicted model, not a curated record. Gene Ontology annotation, molecular function: phosphatidylinositol bisphosphate binding. The transcript has 7 exons. Lineage: Eukaryota; Metazoa; Chordata; Leptocardii; Amphioxiformes; Branchiostomatidae. Gene Ontology annotation, cellular component: membrane. Bases 187 to 1140 code for a protein of 317 amino acids.